AUGAAGAGCGUUUUCUUUGCACUGACAGCAGCUGCCACGGCGGCUGCCCAAUGGCACGGCGGAGCGGGUGGAGGCUGGCAAGGUGGCCACGGCGGGGGAUGGCAAGGUCAUGGUAACGGUAAUGGCAAUGGAUACGGUGGUCACCAAGGCUGGCAGCACGGCCCACCAGGCGGUGGCGAUGUUGCGCCUCUACCACCGAGCUCGACUCGUGGCAACACCACUUUCACGCAGCUUACAGACCACAACAAUCCAGAUGUUGGCACCUUCCAGCAGUUCUACAUGUGGGAUACCACCUACUACAAAGGUCCAGGCUCACCUAUCAUCCUCUUCACGCCCGGUGAGGUCAAUGCUUCGGCCUACACGAGCUACCUUGGCAUCAACCGGACAACUGGUGUCCUGGCCCAAGAGAUCGGCGCAGCAGUCAUCGUAAUCGAGCACAGGUACUGGGGCGCAUCUUCACCAUACACAGAGCUUACGACGGCGAAUAUGACAUAUCUGACUCUCGACCAAGCGGUCCACGACUUCACCUACUUCGCAAACAACGUCAAGCUGCCUUUUGCCAAACCAGGAAGCAAUGCCAAGGAAGUCCCAUGGGUGUGGAUUGGAGGCUCAUACUCCGGAGCCCUCGCAGCAUGGAUCGAGAGCGUAGACCCGGGUACUAUCUGGGCAUAUCUGGCAUCCAGCGCACCUGUAGAAGCUAUCUCAGACUACUGGGCGUAUUUCUUGCCGGUCCAAGAGGGCAUGCCGCAGAACUGUAGCUCGGAUGUCAAUCUUGUCAUUGAGCACAUGGAUACUAUUUUGACGACUGGUUCUGCUGCGGAGAUUCUUGAGCUAAAGACGAUGUUUGGUCUGCAAAAUGUCACGCAUAAUGAUGAUUUUAUGAACGUGUUGGAGAAUGGACCGUGGUUGUGGCAGAGUAACCAGUUUUAUACCGGCUACUCUGGCUUCUUCCAAUGGUGUGAUGCGAUCGAGGGCAUGACUAAUGCCACCAACACGACUGUCCGCCCUGGUCCCGAAGGCGUAGGCCUCGAGAAAGCACUUGCCGGGUAUGCCAGUUGGGUCAAUACGACAUUCCUACCAGGCUACUGUGAGACAUACGGCUACGAUGUGUUCAACGGCACAUACAAUACCUAUUGCUUCAACACAUACGAUCCCACAUCGCCCAUCUUCACAGAUACUUCGCUGGCCAACACUUUCAAUCGCCAAUGGGAGUGGAUGCUGUGCAAUGAGCCCUUUGGAUAUUGGCAGGAUGGCGCACCUCAAGGUCGCUCAACGCUCGUUUCCCGACUCGUGGAUGCUAACUACUGGAUCCGUCAAUGCGGCCUGUAUUUCCCGACCGAAGACGGGCAGACAUACGGUAUCGCCAAUGGCAAGACGGAAGCACAAGAGAACAGCUACACAGGCGGAUGGUACAUCGACAACAGCACACGCCUGCUCUACGUCAAUGGUGGCUAUGACCCAUGGCGGGAGGCGAGUGUGUCGUCCGAGCUCCGACCUGGUGGACCGCUGCAGAGUACGGAGCAAGUGCCCGUGAACAUCGUGCCGGGUGGAUUCCAUACCAGUGACUUGGUUACAGCGAACGGGAAGGCGAAUACGACGGUACAGGCGGUCAUUGAUAAAAAUGUCGCGCAGAUGGCUGCUUGGGUGGCGGAGUGGCCGAAGGGGUGGCAUUGGUUGGCUUAG
Messenger RNA from Recurvomyces mirabilis, 1683 nucleotides. RefSeq lists its product as uncharacterized. The record is from RefSeq and is a predicted model, not a curated record. Gene Ontology annotation, biological process: proteolysis. Bases 1 to 1683 code for a protein of 560 amino acids. NCBI's taxonomy places the organism in Eukaryota, Fungi, Ascomycota, Dothideomycetes, Mycosphaerellales, Teratosphaeriaceae. Gene Ontology annotation, molecular function: serine-type exopeptidase activity; dipeptidyl-peptidase activity. The transcript has 2 exons.